UGUCAGUUUACUACUUUUCAAAGCUUUCCUCUGAAUCGCGAGAUCAAAUUUCAAGCUGAAGCACCCGUCAUCACACUCUCCCAUUCCACCAAAAACCCCCCAAAAUCCUAAUUUCCAUGAGUAGUUCAAUUCCGCUCACUUUCACAUUCUUCAAAUCCAAAGAAGUCAUUUUCCUUGUUCACAAAUCCCUUGUCCACCGAUAAACCCACUGCAAAUUCCCAUCCCAAAUUCUUUCCCAGAUUAUUUUUCUUUUUCUCCAGUUUUUUGGUCAUCGAUGGCGACGAGAAACCGAACCAUUCAGUACAGAAAGCACAGGGAUGCAGUGAAGAGCGUGCGUGCUCCUUUGUCAUCGUCAGCGUCAGUUUUGGGUGGUCCGGUUAUUGAAAUGGUUAACACUUCGUUUCUUCGUUCCAAACGUGCCUCUUAUACUCCCCUCAGCACUGAAGAUCCCGGUCCUUCUGGUGGUGACGCCUUUACAAUUGGUUUACCACCGGCCUGGGUGGAUGAUACUGAAGAAAUAGCUGCCAAUAUUCAGAUUGUCCGAACCAAAAUGGCUGAGUUAGUCAAGGCUCAUGCGAAAGCUUUAAUGCCUUCCUUUGGAGAUGGCAAAGAUGAUCAGCGAAGGAUUGAGGCCCUUACUCGAGAAAUAACUGAUUUAUUGAGGAAAUCUGAGAAGAGAUUACAGAAACUUCCUGCAAGUGAGUCUCCUGAGGAUUCAAAUAUUAGAAAAAAUGUGCAGCGUUCUCUUGCAACAGACCUUCAAAACAUUUCAAUGGAUCUUCGGAGAAGACAGUCAACAUACCUUAAGCGUCUGCAGCAGCAAAAAGAGGGACACGAUGGGGUUGACUUCCAGAUGAACAUAAAUGAGAACAAAUCUAGAUAUAAAGAUGAUGAAUUCAGUGACACGGAUUUUGAUCAGCACCAAACAAUUCACCUAAAGAAGAGUGAACAUUUAACCGAGGAAAGGGAAAGAGAGAUCAAACAGGUUGUGGCAUCAGUGAAUGAGCUUGCUCAAAUCAUGAGGGAUCUGUCUGUCCUUGUGAUAGAUCAGGGUACAAUUGUUGAUCGGAUAGACUACAACAUUCAGAAUGUUGCUUCAUCAGUAGAGGAGGGCUUUAAACAGCUGCAGAAGGCAGAAAGAUCGCAGAAGAAAGGAGGGAUGGUGAUGUGUGCAACAGUGCUUGUUAUUAUGUGUUUCAUCAUGCUAGUCCUCUUGAUCCUCAAGCAAUUAUUUUUGUGAUCAUGUUAUGUUUGUUAGUGAUACCUUAGCCUGCUAGCUGAACGUGGACCUGCACAUUUUGAGGGUUGCAAGCUGACUAGGAAGUGUGUAACUUGAGUUGUGGGAAACCAUAUGCAUGAUUUUUCAUCAUAGUUUUGCCAUUGGCAAGAAUAUAUUGCCAGCAGCCCGAGCCUUUCUUUCUUUGCUUUUACCCCCCUUCCUUUUUUUUAAAAAGAAAAAAAAUAUAUAUUUGUAUUUUUCUGUAGGUCUACAAAUAUAAAUUUUUGGUGUCAGGCUCCUCGGCCUUUUCUUUAAGGAUAGCCUUAUUAUAACAAAUUUCUCUUGUAAAUAUCUUUUAAUGUAAUAGAAGUAGUCGACUUCUUACUACAGAUAACGGUGUCUUGAAUUAUAGAUGGUUGAUUGAUGAACAAGCUGAUUGUGAAAGGUAUAGUUUGAGUAUGGCCCCGGAUAUGCGUUACUUGCAAAAGUGAUGGGCAUCGUCUUGGUAGGCCCUGAGUGUUCGAGGAGGCUUAAGGCCCAUUAGGAAGGUUUGAAGGCUAAAAAAAAUGUUUUUUUUUUAAAGUUCAAUUUUAGAUGUUUAAAAACAAAAAUUACUUGAAAAAAUCUUAUAAUUGUAUUGUUUUUAGGGGAAAAAAAUAAAACUUAAGUUUGGAUUAAAAUCUAAUAUACUCUAAGGACCCAUUUGGCACUGUAAUGAGAGGAGAAAAAGCAGGUUUGAGAUGAAAAGUAUUUUUUCAGACUGUUUGGUUAAAAUCUCAAAUUGAGUUUGAACCAUUUCAAACUCUUGUUUUGAAAAGCAGCAAAUAAGUGCUUUUUCAGAAACGCAGAAACCUAGUCGGUAACUACAAGUCUUCCAUUUCAGGUGGUGUUUUGAUGCAGCAUGUUUGUUUGUCGUUCCCAAGAAUUGCACUUGAUUUCUAUUAUGCAGCAAGGGAUGCUAUACUUCACUAUGCAAUCUCACUUUACAAAUUGGAAUCAUUGGAAGAAGGAAAGAGUAUUUCUAAACCAAAGUUGAGAACCGAUGGUAUAAUAUGGAUGAUGUUAUUGUUGCUUGUUAAACUGUGGAAUGUUAGAUAUUUGAGCUACUGAAGGGAUCACGUAUCUAAUCAUGUAUCUUUGCAAGGAAAAUUGACAAUGAAUUGAAGAUUUGAGUCUCA
Messenger RNA from Hevea brasiliensis (rubber tree), 2397 nucleotides. RefSeq names its product syntaxin-42. The record is from RefSeq and is a predicted model, not a curated record. Gene Ontology annotation, biological process: intracellular protein transport; vesicle fusion; vesicle-mediated transport. Gene Ontology annotation, cellular component: membrane; endomembrane system; SNARE complex. The coding region runs from base 275 to 1240 and encodes 321 amino acids. NCBI's taxonomy places the organism in Eukaryota, Viridiplantae, Streptophyta, Magnoliopsida, Malpighiales, Euphorbiaceae. The transcript is spliced from 10 exons. Gene Ontology annotation, molecular function: SNAP receptor activity; SNARE binding.